AAUGCUGCCCCAGCUGUUUCCUGUUGAAAAUGUCUGUGUAAUGUAGAUAAAUGUGAGGGAUUUUCUCUCUAAAUCCGUCUCCUGUUCGCUAAAUCUCACUUCUCCAAAACGAGCCUGCGCAAUGGAACAAAGUCGGAAUAUUGAGAUGUGACAUUGCCCGCAUCUCAUCCUCUUUCUCCCCGUUUUUAAUGACUUCAAACAAGUUCAUUUUCGCCGGGCUUUGUCUUGCGGAGACCCGUGGGGAUGUCUAGCGCUCUCUCCUUUCAGUGGCAUUUAUGUGAUGUCUUCAAGAGUGCGAUGUGCUGUAUCUCCUGUAGCCACACCCUCUCACUACUGCUGUGCGUCCUCACCCUGACUCCGACGGCAACAGGGGCGGGACCAGAGACCCUGUGCGGGGCGGAGCUGGUCGACACGCUGCAGUUUGUGUGUGGAGAUAGAGGCUUUUAUUUCAGUAAACCAACAGGCUAUGGCCCCAAUGCACGGCGAUCACGUGGCAUUGUGGACGAGUGCUGCUUCCAAAGCUGUGAGCUGCGGCGCCUGGAGAUGUACUGUGCACCUGCCAAAACUAGCAAGGCUGCUCGCUCUGUGCGUGCACAGCGCCACACAGACAUGCCGAGAGCACCUAAGGUUAGUACCGCAGGGCACAAAGUGGACAAGGGCACAGAGCGUAGGACAGCACAGCAGCCAGACAAGACAAAAAACAAGAAGAGACCUUUACCUGGACAUAGUCAUUCAUCCUUCAAGGAAGUGCAUCAGAAAAACUCAAGUCGAGGCAACACAGGGGGCAGAAAUUACAGAAUGUAGGGAAGGAGCGAAUGGACAAAUGCCCAGCGACUUGGGAAGAGAGAAGGGAGUGGCCUUACCUGGUACCCCUGUGGAAUGGUUCACUGUAAAACAAAACACAGAGGAGGCUAACAAUGGUCCGAAAAGCUCUUCAAAAUGAUUGAAACUUGAGAGCUAAGUGUUGUUUAAGGGUUUGAUGAGGGAUCUUGUGAUUAUUUUAUACACUGCACCAUUCCAUAUGGGGAGGAAUUCUUUGUUAAUGCAAUGUAACAGACUAGUUUAGCUGCUGAGACACGAACAAGAGCUUAUUAUACCUCCAUGUGUGAGCUGCAGCAUCCCCUGGCUCCAGGAAAGGUGGGAACGGAUCUGGGCUUCAGCCAAUCAGAGAGCGGCAGGCUGUGUUUGAGAAUGAGUGGUCCAUCCUGUUCCUUGAACUUUGCGGAGGUAAAUCCUUUUACUCUGAGAGAGUGGAUUAAUUCACUCCUUCGGUAAGACAGGAUACUUUGUCAUUGAUCGCAUAUAACAGUUACUACCCCAGUUAAAAUCUGAUUAUCUCACCUUCAGAGUUUGUUUUUAUGCACCAUGCAUUAUGGAGGAUAUUUUUUAAAAUCAAGGUUCGCUUGAAAGGACAAAGACCACAUGGUUCGUUAUCAGACUUUAAGCAUUGUUGUAGUUAUUUUACCUUGAGCCCAAGUCAAAUCCCUACUUCUCACUGACUGAAGCAGUGUUCUUCUGUCUAAGUGGAGUCCCUUUAAGGUUUGAGUCCAAUCCAAAUCCCUUCUAAGCCUCAGGAAGUGUUGAGAACCUGAGGACUGAGUCUACAAUCCAAACACUUUUAUAACAACAGAUCCGAUCAUUAGAGGGGAUUUUAAGGAAGGAGGGAAAGUAGGUACCUCAAAAACAAGAUUGUUCUUUUGCUUAUUUUCAAAAACAGAGAAUCAAAUUAACCAGAAGCUAAAUUGAAUUAAAGUUUUUUUCCCAGUCAGUGCAUGGUGCUUGUUUGGUUGUCAGAAAUGGGUCAUUCAGUGGAUUCAAAGUGCAUUUGGCACAAGUCAGUGGAAUAAGUCAAAUAGUGACAAUCGGGUAAAAUGUCUGCAUCCUUUUCACAUGUCACCACUGUGGCCAAAUCAGAUUCUUGUCAACAAUCCAGUUAUUGGUGAUCAACAUUUGAGUCUGAGCUGAGGCCUGUGUUCAAGGUUAAGCGCAAGUCAUGAAAGUUUAGUCACAGCAAGUCAGCAAGCGCUCUAAGACACCCACCAGAAUCAACUAGAGUAAAAUCUUUUUCUUGUUCUCUUGAACUAACAAUAUGUUUUCAAAUCUGCCAACAAUAGCCACAUAGAUGGGAAGUUUAAUGAUUGCUCGAUCUUGGCCUGUUAUAUUUUGUUAGUUUAGGGAGGCCGAGAACUUUGCUACUUCAGUUGUCGCACGGACUGCAUUACCUGCCAUCAAUGCUAGAGUUCAACAAAACUCCACAGCAUCCAUGGCAAAGUCCACCAAAGAAACACGCAGAUUACAUGAUUUGGUAAAUAUUGCAAGCCAAAGUGAAAAGUCCUCCUGGAGAUGUGAGAUACGGCACACAUAUAACAGUACACAAACACACAUACAAAGCACCCACAGUGUAGAUGAGAGUUGUGUAACAGUGAGCAAGGGUCAUGCACACACAAACACACACACACAAACACGUGAAAAGCCAGUUCUGAGAAGUCCUUGCAUGAGGACUGAGAGUCAUGGCUGUUUGUUCAAACCUCCAUGUGGAUUUACAGUCAUUUUAUCUCACAAACCACCCACUACAUCUCAUCUCUGGCUCUGCCUCCUCUGCCUGUGUAUAAUCAACAGUACUCCCAUUUAUGUUAACCUAUGCAUUACUAUCAUUCAUUGUACAUGAUGGUUUCAUAUAACAAAACUGUAUUAAGAAUCCUAUCCACUGUAUAAUGGUGCUAUUUUGUAGUUUGUUACUUGCAAGAGAUGGCUAAGAUGGACAGAUGGCAGGGCUUACAUUGGAGGUCUUCCCUUUUGCACAGCCUUGUGGCCACCAUUUUAAUAGUGUUUUUAUUUGUAAGCUGUUUCAAUAAGGUAGUAGUGUAAGCGAGUAAAUGUAUCUGUGUGAAAUCUGUGAAUGCAUGGAGAUAAAAAAAAAAAGAAAAUACCAUGUUGUGGUCCCAAGAAGGCAAAAUGCUAUUUUUUCUACUGUUUUUGAAUUAUUUUCUCAAUAUAGAUCCCUUAUGCCAAAUAACUUGACAAAAGUACUGUGAACUGUGAUUCUUCCAAUUGUAUUGAGAUUGUUAAAAUUCAUGGUGUGCUUUUGUCUGUCCUGAGAUGUGUGUGUACAUGCACUUCACUGGAAGCCAAGGUAUUGACUAUUAAAAACACUUAACGCGAGGCUAUGUAACUUUUGCUGAACAGCGGCCACUGUGGCUAUGAGUGGUACUUACAGGAUAAUGGCAUAUUAAAUUUGCUUUCAUUUCCCAAUAUUCUCUUGACUCAGAUGCUUUAAAGACACCAUUAUGCUUAUCUGUGUCAUGCUAAAAUGUAGUGUAACAGGAGGACAAGUAGAGAGGAGCCAUAAGGUCAGCGAUUAAUGUGGCUGUAGCUUGAUAUUUAGCGUACAGAUAUGAGAGCAUUAUAAAUAUUUUUCAUUUAACUCUUGGCAAGAAUACAAAUAAGCGUAUUUCCCCUAAAUGUUGAACUGUUGCUUAAGUUUGCUAACAUUAGCUAACAUUAGUCUGCAUAAUCUACAGGUCAUACCAGACCAAAUAAGGCUGUAGUGACAAAACCCGAGUGUAUUUAAUUCACUUUUUAUUUGUAAGAGGAAAAAUAUUAUUUCCUUCGAAAGUUACAGAGUCUCGCUUUAAGAAUAAGCCAGGAGUUUAAUUUAUUUUGACUAAACAUUUGUUAGCAGCUCUCUGAAUUAAACUUAUUUUCACUAAUUCAUUUAAAAGUGUGUUUUUAUCUGUAAUGAUCAAGGUUUUAAAAUGGGAAUUUGCAUAUGUGCUUUGGUGUCUAUUGCUUACAAUUUCUCACAUCAGUUGACCUGGCGGCUGAAAUGAAAAAUAAGUUGGUUGGAGAACAGCUCUGGUCCUCCCAGAUCUUCAGAUAUACAAUACAAACCAAAGACUUUUUGAUGAGAAAAAGCCUCACUCAGCAUUAUUAUGUCAUGAAAUAAACCUAUGACCAGAUCAUUAAAUAUCAAUUGAUGCCAUCCUUAUCUGAACUGCACUGCAGCUACAAUACACCCUUCACACACUGUCUCUGGUACCUGAAAUACAGCUUGUGUAAUAGACAGCAAAGUGAGCCAGACAAAAGUCCCUCAGUAAAUCUGGUAUAUUUGGAGCAGCGAUGAAAAAAGCUACAGCAACCAACUUCAAAUCAUGUGACUAUGAAUCAUCUAAACUUUUCUGCUUAUCACUUGUGUGAAAUAUAUCAAUAAAGCCUAAAAUGUGGGAGUUAGUGAAACAUUCACAACUCUGUGAGGUGUUUAAUGAGAAAAUGUAAUUUCUUGAAGCUCACUGUCCAAGAAACUGUUUGAUUACAGCGCUGUUAUUUAUGGUGCUCAAUUGCCUUCUGUAGAAAAAAAAUACUGACAAAUUGUUCACCAUUCCUGCUGAAUAAACCACUUGUCAACAUCA
Messenger RNA from Siniperca chuatsi (mandarin fish), 4409 nucleotides. RefSeq names its product insulin-like growth factor 1 (gene igf1). Gene Ontology annotation, molecular function: growth factor activity; hormone activity. The record is from RefSeq and is a predicted model, not a curated record. Lineage: Eukaryota; Metazoa; Chordata; Actinopteri; Centrarchiformes; Sinipercidae. The transcript has 5 exons. Gene Ontology annotation, cellular component: extracellular region. Bases 244 to 804 code for a protein of 186 amino acids.